AUGGAAAAGAAGAAAGAAAAUAUAAGGAAUAUAAGGAAUAAAAAACCUAGUCGGCAAAUCAAAAGCUACCAACGACUAAUAAAUUUCCUUGACAAUCAAGAGGCAGAAUCGAAGUCAUAUGAGGACAUAGAUAAAAUGGAAAUUACCUAUUGGCCUUCUGCCAAAGGUGAAGUCAUACUUGGAAACACACGUUUCAAAAGAUUUGUUCCUACAGCUUUGCUUCAUGACGCCGAACCAAAUUAUGCGGAACUACAAAAAAUGGUAGACCAUACUGCCAUUUCCAAACUGUCAAAUAUGAGUCUAAUAGAACGUUUUCAACCGACAAUUCCAUAUCGCCUUGUUCCGCCAAUGAACAAAAGUGACUACGACGACGGUUUGUUCUCGGCGGCAAUUGAAGGAUUGAUUGAGCAAAUUGAUGCGAAGAACGUGAAAGAGUUGCAUGAAACUACGGGAUACGAUUUUUUCGAGGAUGAUGAUUGGAUGAAAGGAAUGAUGUAUCAUUUUAUUCAGGUAUCGACUGAAGAUAUGCUACGGGGGUUAUUGGAUGCCACAGGAUUCAUAUAUAGGAGAGCCAAUCCGAAACGAUCAGUAAGUGAAGAAGUAAAUGAUAAAGUGAGUGAAGAAGUAAAUGAUAAAGUGAGUGAAGAAGUAAAUGAUAAAGUGAGUGAAGAAGUAAAUGAAGAAGAGAGUGAAGAAGAGAGUGAAGAAGAGAGUAAAGAAGGAAGUAAACGAGGAUCAAUCACUUGGAAUACGAUAAUAAAUGCUGCACAAAUGUCUAAGUUGCCCACAAGUGUAUUAGAGAUUGCUAUAAAUCGGAUAUCCGAAUUAUACCCUAGUGAUACGAAUCAUACUGAAUAUCAUAAAAAAGUCGAUGAAUUGGACUAUAUCACGCCAAUAAAAUCUGCACCUCCGGGUGAGAAAAACUGGAGGCAUCAUUUUAAAGUAGAAAAUAAAAAUAACGAUAGUGAUGUUGAGACUGAAGGAUCUGAUAAUGUUAUGCAAGACGAUGAAUGA
Ambispora leptoticha is the source of this 1014-nucleotide messenger RNA. Lineage: Eukaryota; Fungi; Glomeromycota; Glomeromycetes; Archaeosporales; Ambisporaceae. The record is from the annotation of a GenBank genome assembly.